Molecule: messenger RNA, 2940 nt
Organism: Menidia menidia (Atlantic silverside)
Lineage: Eukaryota; Metazoa; Chordata; Actinopteri; Atheriniformes; Atherinopsidae
Source: the annotation of a GenBank genome assembly
AGCCAGUGGUUUGCUCGUCACUCCAGCUGAUCGGCCUAGUGUCCCCGGUGGCUGUGUCCGUCGUAGGCGUUUGACGGCUCCCACCUCGACUCAAACUGUUUCAAUUUUACGGAGUCAGUGGCCGCUCGUGUCGGCAAAUCGACCAUUUCAAGUCGAAACUCCGUGGACUAUUCGGGCCAGAGUUUAGACCGAGUACUCGUUACGGCUAAGUGGGUCUAAACGCAAAUACGAGGCCCUCGCUGCAUCCACGGAUUCACCUGCUACACGGAGAGCUUGUGACGGUAGACCGAUAUGGGUGACACCGGGAGUGAGGGCAGCAAGGCUCCGAGCAACGUCAACGUUUUACCCCCUCGCUGCCCCUGCGGAUUUUGGGGGUCGAGCAAAACAAUGAACCUCUGCUCAAAAUGUUUUGCAGACGUUAAGAAGAAACAGCCAAAUGACGAUUGUGCCCCAAAGGCCUCUUCAAGCACCAGCAGCAGUCAAACGGACAUCUUCUGUAAUGAAACUAACAGCAGCAUUAGUCAGUCACUGACAGUGCCCAGCACCUCAGAAGAGCCUUUGCAAGGAGAAAAUGGAGAGGCAUCUAUUCCAGCUCAGGAUGGAAUAUCCAGCAAAUGCACAGUCUUGGGUUCCCUCUCCACUUCCAGUAAACGUUCAUUUGAGUCAGCCUCAGAGUUUGACAGUGAUGCUUCACCUGAGAAGCGAGCAAGGGUGAGUGAAGUCCCUGAGAAUGAAGAGUCGUCAUCAUCUUCGGCUACAUCAUCGCCAUCUUCUCGGAACGUCCCUAAACAGCCGAGCCGCAAACGUUGCCAUCGCUGCCAAACCAAACUGGAGCUUGUACAGCAAGAGCUGGGCUCCUGUCGCUGUGGCUAUGUUUUCUGUAUGCUCCAUCGUCUUCCAGAGCAACAUGAGUGUCUCUUCGACCACCUGGGCCGCGGGCGUCAGGAGGCUAUCCUGAAAAUGGUCAAGCUCGACCGCAAGGUGGGCCGCUCAUGCCAACGCAUUGGGGAGGAGUGCUCGUGAGCAGCCGUUCUCUCAGAGAACCCUCUGUGUUCAGGCAGUGUCUCAGCACUAAAUGGGAUAUGAUUUCCCUCUUCUUCUCACUUAGUUUUUCAGGGUUUUUACAGCUUUUUUGGAUACAGACCCCCAUUCUUUCCUUUUUAAAUUAAGCUUUUUUUUUUUUUCCUUUUUCUUUUUUUUAAAUUCCAUUGUUACAUCUUGUUUAUGUUUCCUGCUUGUGUUUGCUCGAUCAUAUCCCCGCUGCUAGGAUGCCUUUUGGAAAAAGCAAAUCCAAUAAAGACAGAACAAUCGAGAGCAAAGGAAAUAUCAUUUUUCCACCUUCUUGCAAGCUCUUGAUGACAAAAGUAUGAACGGCCUAAACGUGAAUUCAGAGAUGGCAAGAGGAAAUACAAUGCUUUAUACUAAUGUUUGUCUUUGAAGCCGAACUAUACCCUUUACCUCAGAAACCAGAAAGGAGAAAACAGAGUGAGGUGGAGGAAGACGCUGGUGAGAAAGAGAUGGUGAUCCGUCUUGUACACUUUGGCUUUGGCGCUGUUUAUAGACUGUGCUCUUUACCUCGCAAUCAGACCAGAGCUGCUUUGUUCUCUGCGCCAAUUACGGACACUCUGAGGCGAGAGAGCUAGCCAGCCUCUGUUAAAGUCAUGUCUUACCUCCUUACCAUCCACCUUUAAAUCCUAAUCCCUUAGAUACGCAAGCACCUGUUGAUCACCCACCUCAGGAUACUCAAGCUCAACCUGCCCUCAUGUCCCCACCAUCAUGCAUACUUCUUCAUACUUCUAUGGGAAAUGUGCUGCUUGGUUUUGAGACUGUUGUGGAAAUCUCUCAGCCACUGUGACAUUAGAAGUGUCGGGUGACUUAUUCAGAACAUUCAGCUUUGGCCAGACUCAGACAAGUAUCAGUGGUGGGGGCCAUGAACUGGUUGUCCUCAGACUGCCCGCUUACCUGUCGCCGGUGAAUCAACUAAUGAAGAUUUAAUUUGUUGAAGAUUUUCUCUGUGUUCCUCCUUUUGGUCCAUCUUUAUCCCCUUACCCUUUUCAAACUUUCUACAUUUAGACAUUUCCUCCUCAGUCUUUAUUGAAAAGUGUGUGGAUUGUGUGCAUUGGGUGUCCGAAAAAGAAAAGUUACAGGCUUUGUGCUAAUGGAAAUGACUGGAUCUGGAAUGUCUACAUUGUUAUGCAUCACUCUACUUUUGCAAAUACACACAACCUGAAUCUUUUGUGUUAUUUGAUAUGCCCAGCUGUCGUUCACAUAGAGUAUAAAGAGGUGAAAUCAGAAGUUAUUGUACACUUUGACCUGGGUGAUCUGGACCUGGGUUUGGGAUUGUGAAUGCUUUUCAGAUUUCAAGUCUUAUGUCUUAGGAUAUCACAGCUGUAAAUGUUUGGUGCCAGCAUUGAAGCAACAUGUCUUUGGCUUUAAUUCUUUUUACCAAUAAUUUAGUAUCCCUGGCUACAUAUUUGGAAUUGUACCUAACAUGAUGUGAUCAUGUGCAUCCUCAUCUUUCCUUUUCUCAUCUUUCCCUGUUUGGAUUGCUCUACUUUGACUCAUUUCAGCAUUUCAGCUUACCUCCGUCUUUCCUCCUUGUUUUGCUGUAGAUGAGGGAAGAAGGCUGUGGCAAGCAGAGUGCUCAGAGUUAAAAUACGCAUAUAUUUGACUUUUCAGGUGUUUUCCUGGUGAACUGUGGAUGAAUGAACAGAAAAUACAUAUUGAAUGAACCUUGUGUAUCUUGCAGAAAACUUUGUUUAACCUCUUACAUUUAGACUUACCUACACUUAUGUGUUGAGCUUUUUUGGUUGUAAUGUGGUCAUGAAAAUGGGAAAAUGAAUGUGGAAGAUUAUAUAUUUUUGUUUAUUUUGCUUUACUUUCUGCUUCCUCUUUCCAACUAUUCUUUUUCUGAAAAAUAAUAAACUGGAUUAGACAAAA